AUGGGCGCGACGCGACGCAAGACGAGGCACGGAAGUAGUACUUCUCAGACGGGUUCCGGGCUAUUGGAGGAAGAUGAAGCUACUUCAUUAUUGGACAGACCGCAGGCUCCAGCCGCAGAAGAGAAGGAUGAACCCGUCACUUGGAUGAGCAUCCCGCGCAAGGGCCAGUUGAUUGUCUUGGCGUGUGCGAGGCUGUCAGAACCGUUGGUACAGACUUCACUGAGAUCUUAUCUCUUCUAUCAACUCAAGUCAUUCGACCCUAAUCUGCCUGAUUCUGCUAUUGCCUCACAGGCGGGUAUCAUGCAAAGUGCCUUUGCGGCGGCUCAACUAUGUACUGCGAUGCUCUGGGGCCGGUUUUCUGACCAAGGAGGACGGAAAAGGGUGCUUCUCAUUGGACUCUUUGGCACCACGAUAUCUGUUCUUGGGUUUGGCUUCUCUACCACCUUUUCGCAGGCCAUGGCAUUUCGUAUCAUGGGUGGUGCAUUGAAUGGAAAUGUCGGAGUGAUGCGAACCAUGAUCAGCGAGAUUGUGCAGGAUAAAAAAUACCAGUCCAGGGCCUUCCUUCUCUUGCCAAUGUGUGCCAAUGCUGGCAUCAUAAUCGGACCUGUACUCGGAGGCCUGCUGGCCAAUCCGGCUGAGAGUUACCCACAAUGGUUUGGCGGCAUCCCGUGGUUGAUGAAGUUCCCCUAUGCGCCGCCCAACUUGCUCAACGCGUGUUUCCUGGGAAUGGCAGCAUGCGCUGUGUUCUUCGCACUGGACGAGACACACGAGUUACAUGGCCAAGACGACGACACUGGGCGAAGAUGCGGUCGAAGGAUAGUUGGCUUUGUUCGAAACCUGCUCGGCAAGAAACAAGAACCAGCAGAUACACGUCUGAGUGACGGCGAAUCACGAGAUGGUCUGAACGACCCUGAGUCCAGCCGACCAACAAAGCGGAACACGCCUCGGUACAACAAAAAGCUACCCUUCCGACGCAUUUUCACCUACAACGUGAUCUGCACUCUCAUCGCCCACUCUCUCCUCGCCUUUUCUCAAGGCACUUACCAAAACAUCUUCUUCAUCUUCCUGUCGACUCCUGUCUUGGAUCCAACAAACCACCCUUCACAACCGCCCAUCUUCUUCACCGGCGGCUUGGGGCUCACCCCGGUCAAAGUUGGCUUUUCCAUGGCCAUCCUCGGCGUCAUAGGCAUCGUGCUUCAAAUCUGCUUAUACCCUACCAUCAGCACCCGCCUGGGCACCGUCCGCGCCUGGAGGAUAUUCUUGUAUCUCUUCCCCGUCGUGUACGCAGCCACGCCCUUCCUUGCCUUGAUUCCCUCGCGCUCGCCACCACCGGAGCCCAAAACCGGCCCCUUGGUCUGGGCGGCACUGACGGCUGUUAUAUUCAUCAGAACCUUGGCGGGGACUUUUUCGACACCCGCAAUGGCCAUACUCAUAAACAACUGCUCGCCACACCCUAGUGUUUUGGGGACUAUUCAUGGUAUGGGACAGAGUGCGAGCAGUGCGGCUCGCACCAUUGGACCGGCGUUGGGUGGUUGGUUGCUAGGGGCUGGGCUCGAUCAUGGGGUCGUGGGAACGGCUUUCUGGGGUUUGGCGCUCAUGGCGGUUGUGACUAUUGUGGCUAGUAACUUUGUGCGUGAUGGGAAUGGGCAUGAAAUAUGGCUCGAGGGGGACGAGGAUGUUGAAAAUGAUACGUAG
This is a messenger RNA of Pseudomassariella vexata, 1695 nucleotides long. RefSeq names its product major facilitator superfamily domain-containing protein. Bases 1 to 1695 code for a protein of 564 amino acids. The transcript is spliced from 4 exons. Gene Ontology annotation, biological process: transmembrane transport. Gene Ontology annotation, molecular function: transmembrane transporter activity. The record is from RefSeq and is a predicted model, not a curated record. NCBI's taxonomy places the organism in Eukaryota, Fungi, Ascomycota, Sordariomycetes, Amphisphaeriales, Pseudomassariaceae.